This is a messenger RNA of Trichomycterus rosablanca, 2287 nucleotides long. Its product is annotated as galectin-9-like. NCBI's taxonomy places the organism in Eukaryota, Metazoa, Chordata, Actinopteri, Siluriformes, Trichomycteridae. The transcript is spliced from 11 exons. The coding region runs from base 94 to 1068 and encodes 324 amino acids. Gene Ontology annotation, biological process: negative regulation of type II interferon production; positive regulation of gene expression; negative regulation of CD4-positive, alpha-beta T cell proliferation. Gene Ontology annotation, molecular function: carbohydrate binding; galactoside binding. The record is from RefSeq and is a predicted model, not a curated record. Gene Ontology annotation, cellular component: nucleus; cytosol.
UAAAAAGGAUAUGUCAUGAAACACAUGUUCAUAAGCUUUGUUACAAGCUCAUAAAGUGGAUUGCAAUAUAGAAUUUUUAAGGACAUCUGAGAAAUGGCAUUCUACCAGCAAGAACCCUUUAACAAUCCUACAAUCCCUUUCACUGGCUCUAUACAACAAGGCCUGCAGGAAGGCAAGAGCAUUAUUGUGAGUGGACGAGUUUUACCAGGUGCAAACAGGUUUCAUGUGAAUCUCCAAUGUGGUUCCCGAUCUGGAGCUGAUGUCGCCUUGCACUUCAACCCUCGCUAUGACAGUGGGCCUGGGUACAUCAUAACCAACACCUUUCAGAAUUCUUCCUGGGGCAGAGAGGAACGCAUAAAUAAGGCUCUUUUACCCAUAGGCAGUACAUUCACCCUAAUGAUCCUAAUCACACGCCAAUCAUACAAGAUAAGUGUCAAUGGAAAUCAUAUCAUGGACUACAAGCACCGGAUUCCCUUCAGCAAGGUUGACACUAUUGUAGUGGAUGGAAUGGUGGCGGCUAAUUCCAUCAAUUUUCAGAACCCUGUGACCUCCUGUCCCCAGCCAGGAUUUCAACCUCAAUCUGCUUUUCCUGCAGGAUGUUCUGUGCCUGCCUUUUCUGCUCCAGCUUCCUCUGUUCCUUCUUUUUCCGCUCCAGCAAGUUUGAACGUGCCCUACAAAAGCAUCAUUAAUGGUGGAUUGCGGCCUGGCAAAAAUAUCACCGUUCAAGGACUGGUUAACCCUCAGGCUUAUGGAUUUACAAUCGCCUUACGUCACAGAGAUGGGAUUGCUUUUCUUUAUAAUCCUCGCUUUACUGAGAACGUGGUUGUACGCAACACCCUAACAUCGGGGCAGUGGGGUAAUGAGGAGCGCUAUGGAGGCAUGAUGUUUCGCCAGGGUCAGAACAUUCAGGUGGUCAUCUCCUGCAAUCCCCAACAUUACAAUGUGUUUCUCAAUGGCCAACAAGUGCAUACAUUCAACCAUCGCUUCAGCAAACUGGUGGAGAUUGAUGUGCUGGAAGUGACAGGUGACCUAAGCCUGAGCUCUGUAGAUAUUACACCAAAUUAUUAGCUUACUUCACAAACUUCUCUCUACUUCAAACUUUCCCUUCUUUAUUCUGUAUUUUCCAAGUGUAAUCCCUAAUUUUUAAUUACAUACACUAUAUUGCCAAAAGUAUGUGGACAUACCCAUUACCAUGUUGGACAUCCCAUUCUAAAACUAUUAUUAGUCCCCACUUCUUUUGGCAAUGGAAGAGCAUCCACUUUUCUGGGAAGGCCUUCAGGUGGAGUAAAUCUGUUUUAGAUUUAUGUUAGACAAGAAGGCCUGGUUCAAAUCAAUGUUUCAACUUGUCCCAAAGGGUGUUCAGUUGGGUUGAGGUCAGGGAUGUGCAGGCCACUGGAGUUCCUUCACAGCAUAUGUAAAAAAUAUGUUCUUAUUGGAACAAGUGGUGCCUUUUUCCCAAAACUGUUGCCACAUAACAUGAAUUUCAUAUGUAAUUGAUUUUAUACACCUUUCAAAUAAGGAUGUGACUGAAACACCUGCACUUAAUUUAAGAGGGUUGUCCACAUACCUUUGGCCAUAUAGUAGGGAUGUAACGAUGCCACAAGACAGUUAAUAACUGAUUCAAAAAUUCCACGAUUCAAAUCGAUUUGACAUGGAAAAUGAAUUGAUAUUCACUUAAAACAGCAGAGGGCACUGGCGCUAUACACCUCGCCUGGUUGACGUCACUGACACUAUACGCCUGGUUGCCACAUUCGGGGGUUUUCAGCCAAAUUGGGCUUAAUUCAAAAUAGUUUUGCAUAGUUUGUACCUACCUCCGAAAUAAAAGGGCAUUCAUUAUUUAGAUAAAUAAAACAUCACAAUUACAGUAUUUUAUUUUAUUUUUUUAGAGAAGUAAUAAAAGGAAACUUAAUUUGUCAUAAUUUGUCUUCAAUUUCAAUGUAAAAAAUCGGGGAAAAAAUCGUAUCGUGGACCCAGUAUCGUGAAUCACACAUAAUCACAAACAUAAUCACACAAAUUGACUUAUUUUGUAUUCUGAUCAUUGUUUACAAUAUAAGGUACAGUAGAUACAGUAGAUACCAAGUGUUUAGCUUUUCUGUUAUGCAGUCUUUGUCCGCAUGUCAAGAUGUAUUAAAAAAGAAUACUGAUUGAACCUCCAGUGAUUUUUUUAUCAUUCUAAACAAGAACACUGCAGAAGCUUUAUCUGUACAUUCCUGUUUCCGUUUGUGUGAGAGAUUUUGCCUGAAGGUGACAGUAAACACUGAGAACAAUAAAAAUGCAUUCUGAAACA